CAUCCGACAUGACACCCCUCCCAGAAGGGAACACUGCAUGCCGUGUCUGCAUCCGACAACAUCAAAUCUGAUGAUGUCUGACUUUUCCAAUUUUGUAGCAUUUUUGUUGCAUCUCAGUCCAAGAUGGAAAAAGAAACAGGGUUACCGUUAUUAUAACAUAUACAGUAAUGUUACGUAGUACUGAUGGUGUAUUUGGACAGGGAAAGUAGUACUUAAUAAGUAAUGCUAUUCCUAGUUUGGAUAACACUUUUAAUCACUGAAAGUAGUAAUACAAUCACCGACCAUAGAAAACAGUCAAAUAUAGUCUCAGAAGUUCUCAUAACACAGUUAUUAAUUCAGUGUUAUCAUUUAUCCCUCCAGAUAAUAACUAUAACUAUUAUUACAACUCUACCAACCCUAAUGACUUCAAUGCAUGCUGCAAUUGUUGUUGUUGUAACGCUGCAAGAGGACAAGUUGGCUAUGGCAUCCAGCAAUUUCUGCCAACAGGAGAACCACUAUACCAACAGCAAAUGCCACAGACUCUUCCCAUGGUCUCCUAUGUGUAUGACAUGUAUGGAAUGGCUUAUCCUGUGGUUAACCAGGCAUACCCUGCACCAGCCAUGUCUCUUCAAGAUGAACAUUUCAUGCAAACAGCUCAUAUGCCUGAGCAAAAUUAUAAUGCAGUUAAUUCUGAGUUACAGAACCCAUCUGUACGUUCAAUUACAGAGAGUGGACAACCAGAAUUUUGUCAAGAAUUUGUGGAAAACAAAAGUCCACCAAAGCCUGAUAUUACUGCUACUUCAGUUACCUCUAUGCCCUUAUCUACAGAGGAACCUAUUAUGCAGAGCCCUAAACUGUCUGAUGAUACAAAGGCCAAUGCAGUAAGUGAGAAAAAAGCUAAAAAGGGCACAAAAAGAAAACCUAAGUCGUUCAGCAGUGUUUCUGAUGAAACAAAAAAGAGAAAGAGAAAAACUGUUGAUCCCACUGACGAUACAAAGGCCAAUGCAGUGAGUGAGAAGGAAACUAAAACGGCCACAAAAAGAAAACCUAAGUCGGUCAACAGUGUUUCUGAGGAAACAAAAAAGAGAAAGAGAAAAACUGAUGAUCCCACUGACGAUACAAAGGCCAAUGCAGUGAGUGAGACUAAAAGUGAAAAGGGCACAAAAAGAAAACCUAAGUCGGUCAGCAGUGUUUCUGAUGAAACAAAAAAGAGAAAGAGAAAAACUGAUGUUGAUGAUGAUCCCGUUGACCAAACAUUUGCCAAGAAGCAUUGCAGGGAACUUCAGCAAAAAAUGCUUGAAUCAAUUAAUACAUUCCAUGCUCUUGGUAAAAAACCUAUUGUGACAAGUCAACUGCAACACAUCAGAGAACCUGAAGAAAAAGCACAACUUCAGCGUCCAAAGCCGUCUUCACCAAAGCGUGGACAAGUUAAAGCCCACAUCAAUCUACCAAAGGUAAAAUGUGAAGGUGUGAAGAAAAGAUCAGCUCCAAGCUUGAGCAAAAUAGAACAAAAUAUCCAGGCUGAGACACCGAUACAGAAAUCACCUCCUCAAAGUGAAGACAUGUGGGAAGAACUCCUUAAUCAGUUGGAGUUUUCUAUUCCACUUCCACCAGAGGAGAGAGAAGCUCUAAAAAGAAAAGCCCAACAGGAGAGAGAAGAGGCCUGCCAAUAUACCGCAAAGGGAAGGGUGCGGUACUUUGAUCAGUGGCAGAGUGACAUGGACAUUUCCCUUCAAUAUGGCUACCUACCAUAUCUAGUGCAUAAAUGAUCAGUGA
Molecule: messenger RNA, 1755 nt
Organism: Xenopus laevis (African clawed frog)
Lineage: Eukaryota; Metazoa; Chordata; Amphibia; Anura; Pipidae
Product: translation initiation factor IF-2-like
Exons: 1
Coding region: 510-1748 (412 amino acids)
Source: RefSeq, a predicted model, not a curated record